Molecule: messenger RNA, 1286 nt
Organism: Diatraea saccharalis (sugarcane borer)
Lineage: Eukaryota; Metazoa; Arthropoda; Insecta; Lepidoptera; Crambidae
Source: the annotation of a GenBank genome assembly
UAUGAAAUUUGUUUGUUUUUGUUUUUUACAAUGUCUGAUGAAAAUAACUCUGAUUCUUCCACUUCUGAGUCGGAAGUUAGUGCUUGUAGUUCGAAAUUUAAUCCAUUAAAAGCGCUUUAUUCUAAGAAAGCUGCAAUACCAGUGAAAAAUGCACCAUUAUAUGAAAAUCUUAACCAAUACGAGUCCGCACAGAAGAAAGAAAAUUAUAUUAUCCCUGUUGGCCAUAAAGAAGAAGUUGAAAAUCGUGAGCUGGAAAAGAAGAAUAAGAAAGAAGAAGAACAAAGAUUACUAGAAGAAAAGAAUAGGCAACGGUUCGCACGUUUUCAACUUCCAGAACCAGUAAGAAGAGAGAUAAAAACUAAGAAUGUGCUGACUCGAAUCGGCGCCAUGGAAGGGCCAUUAGCGGUACUCAAAGACUGUGUGGACCACAGAUUGAGGAUCAAGGUUAUAACGCGAAAUGCAACUGGCAUACGGGGCGUACUCCACGCAACUUUAGUGGCAUUCGACAAACAGUGGAAUUUGGCACUAGCUGACGUCCUAGAGAUUUGGAAAAGGAAAGGGCAGAAGAAGCGGAAGAUCCCGCCAGGGCUAGGUACACCGGUCCCGAAAGGUACAGCAGCGAAAAUGUGCUCAGUGCCCAUUGUAACGGAGACACCGCUCGGUGGUGGCGUGUGGGAGUGCACCAGGCAUAUACCACAGAUGAUGGUGCGGGGCGAACACGUGGUUAUCGUGAACGUGGUCGAGAGGUGAUCGGAUUGUUGUUUGGAAUAGCAUUUUGUAACCUGUACCCUAUGGACUCCUGGGGGUACAUGAGUUAUUACGGGGGUCUCCCGACUCAUUGAUGGACUUCAGAUGGAUGGAAGGUGUGAACUUGGUCUUUUGUGAACACGGAACCUGUAAAGCGGCUGAAACGUCAUGAAAAAAAAUACAAACGCUCUGAAAUCGUUUCAAGUUGUUUCAUUUAAUGGAUAGUGCGCGUGUACAUAUGAGAAAUCAGUGAGGACUAUUUAUUAAUAAUAUAUAAAUAGAUGUUACCAAAAUUUCUUAAUCACUAUGCUUAUUUAGCACGGCUAACGAGCGCUCGCAUGAUUGUAACUUAAUUAGGAUCUACCCUGAUGUAGUUCUAAGAGAGCAGCAACAGCUUUCGUGUUUUUUAUUAUUAAUAAAGUAAAAAGAACGAAAUUUUUAUUGAUUGGGGUUCUAUAGACUUUAGUUUUUAUUUCUAAACAAAAGAUAUACUUAAAAAACAGAAUAAGAAAGCAAUAAUAUUGGCAUAUUAGCAGUAU